AUGGCACCGCGGCCGCAAGACUCCAACCUGGCGACAUGGGACGAACACGACGGGCGCGCUUCGCCGUCCAGAAGCCUGAGCACGGCAAACCUGGCCGAGGAAGAGGUCAUUGACGACAAUGCCGACGGCGACUAUGCCGAUGAGGAAUCCGGCCGCUGGAUUGCCCAAGCCGAUCGGAGGAGAUCGUCCGUCAGUCAGCGCCUCACGGCCAUGGCCGACAUUGGCGGCGUCAACAGCUUCCGACAGUUUGCGCGCAGCUGGCAGCGCGCCGCCGAGUUUCCCGAAGUGAUCCCGCGACGACCGAGCAUCGUGUACAAUGACGACGCCGAGCCCAUCGGGCAAGACGAAACCGGUACGCGCGACGAGGGAGAGGACGGGGCCAUCUACUACGGCCGUAGUCCAGUCGCAGCCACGCCCACGACGGGCCUGCUCGCGCAGCAUCUCGAGGGAGCGGUUGCGGCGGCUACCGGCCCGCUCGCGCCAGAUGCCACGCAGGAAGACUUUCGCACCCGCGAAGGCAAGCUGCUAGAUGCGGAGAUGGCGGCCGGCGCGCUCCCGACGGCGACCGGUGGUGGUGGCUCGGCCUCGAGCCGGUCGAGCCUCUUCGCGGCGCCGCACCUCUCGUCGCCGUCCGUCAUCGGCAGCUACGGCUCCUACCGCAGCAGCUCGCAGUACGGCACCAUGGCCUCCGGCACGACGCGGCGCCACCGCCCCCGCGCCUCCAUCCGGCCGCGGCGGUCAAGCACCGCGGCCCGCGAGAACGAUGUCGACGUCGACGGCCCCGCGUUCGGCGAGGAGAGCCCGAUCCUGGUCGUCCGCGAGGUCAAGCAGGGCGACCGGGUCGUCCUCACCGUCGACGGGCAGAGCACGCUGCCGCAGUCGACCUUCAACGCCGUCAACGCCAUCAUCGGCGUCGGCAUGCUCAGCCUGCCGCUCGCGCUGCGCCUCAGCGGCUGGCUGCUCGGCCCGGCCCUGCUGACCGUCACCGCGGCCGUCACCGCCCACACGGCGCGGCUGCUCGCCCGCUGCAUGCGUCGCGACCCGGCCCUGGUGACCUACUCGGACCUCGCGUACGUCGCAUUCGGCGCGCGCGCGCGCGUGGUCGUCGCGGCGCUCUUCACGCUCGAGCUGCUCGCGGCGUGCGUCGCCCUGGUCAUCCUGUUCGCGGACUCGCUGGACCUGCUGCUGCCGGGGGUGCGCGGCGGGCCGGCGGCGUGGAAGUGCGUGUGCGCGGCGCUCGUGCUCGUCCUGAACACGCUGCCGCUGCGCUGGCUGAGCUACACGAGCGUCGUCGGCAUCUUUUCGACGUUUUGCAUUGUUUGCAUCGUCGUCAUCGACGGCCUGGUCAAGAAGGAAACGCCGGGCUCGCUCUGGGAGCCCGCCGUCACCCACCUCUGGCCGUCAAACUGGCUCGCGCUGCCCUUGGCCUACGGGUUGAUGGCCAGCCCCUGGGGCGCCCACUCCGUGUUCCCCUCCAUCUAUCGAGACAUGCGACAUCCCCAUAAAUGGGACAAGGCCGUGACAAUCACCUUUUCAUUUUCCUACGUCUUGGACACCUGCCUCGCCGUCGUCGGCAUCCUCAUGUUCGGGGACGGCAUCCGCGACGCCAUCACCUCCAACAUCCUCCGCACCGAGGGCUUCCCGCCGGGCCUCACCUUCUUCAUGUGCGUGUGCAUCGGCAUCAUCCCGCUCACCAAGAUCCCCCUCAGCGCGCGCCCGCUCAUCACCACCGCCGACGUCAUCUUCGGCCUCCACUUCGAGCCGCAGCAGCAGCAGCAGGCCGGGAGCCGCCGCUGGGUGCGUGAUGCUCAGCGCGCCAGCGUCCGCGUCGGCGUCGUCCUCGUCCUCCUCGCCAUCUCCAUCGUCUUUCCCGCUUUUGAUUCGGUCUGCGCGUUUCUCGGCGCCGCCCUCUGUACCCUCAUCUCCAUCGUCCUGCCGAUUGCGUUUUAUUUAAAGCUCUUCCGGGACGAAAUCUCACACGUGGAGCGCAUAGUCUCAUGGGUUAUCAUCAUUGUCUUCUCCAUCUUGGGCUUGAUCGGCACGGCUUGCACCUUUUUGCCUAAGAGCAUGGUGGAUGCCUAG
This is a messenger RNA of Cordyceps fumosorosea ARSEF 2679, 2082 nucleotides long. RefSeq names its product Amino acid transporter, transmembrane. Lineage: Eukaryota; Fungi; Ascomycota; Sordariomycetes; Hypocreales; Cordycipitaceae. Gene Ontology annotation, cellular component: vacuolar membrane. The transcript is spliced from 4 exons. Gene Ontology annotation, molecular function: amino acid transmembrane transporter activity. Bases 1 to 2082 code for a protein of 693 amino acids. Gene Ontology annotation, biological process: amino acid transmembrane transport. The record is from RefSeq and is a predicted model, not a curated record.